AGGUCCAACCCCACAACAAGUCCUUAGAGACUCAACCUCACAUUUGCUAUACAUUUCUUGUCUUCAGUACUUGGAGAACACAUGAGGCUCAUUGUAUCCCAAUACAGAAGAGAAAAACCUAACUAAACUUGGAUCAGUGUAAAGGAGUAACCUGACCACCAUAUACUGUACCAGGGUGUGAAUAGCCUAUGUUUAGGUUGUUAGCAUUCAAUUAUGUACAAAUGUGUAAUAUUCUAUCUCUGACUAUAGUGCAACAUUAUUGUCCAUUUCUAAUGACACAAAUGCAUUUCCAUGGUAAAGCAAAUUACAUUUUUAAUCAAGAGUAUGAUUAAAAAAUUAUAUUAAUAUGAAAUUAAAUAAUUGUUGUAUUUUUGGGGGGUUAACAUACAGCACAACGUGGUCUGGCCUGCUAUAGUGUAGUUUACGUAAUUCAUUCUUCCCCCCGGCGAAACCCCCACAAACAGAGCCCUGACCAGUAAACUGCGCGGCUUCGCAAAAUUUUUCGGGACCAGUCGGGACUGUGGGAUUACCAAAACGGUCACAGUUCAUUGGACUUUUUCACCAUGCAUUCGUUUGCAUUUGAUCCAUCGAAAACCAGGACAGAGAUCAGGACAUAGAAGAGUGGGAAUACAUCGUAUCGUGGAUCAUUAUUUUAUCUUGGUGUAAUCGUUUCGUUAGAAUAAACUGCUGAUGUUUGUGGAAAGUAGGCUACAGAAUGCCCACCAGCGGCGAUGAGAGAAUUAAAGCCAGCGCGUUUAUUCCAGUGUCCACCGCUGCCGUACUCCUCGUUGGGUCCACCACUUUAUUCUUCGUAUUUACGUGCCCGUGGCUGGCAGUGACUGUGUCAACCUACGUACCACCAUGCAGUGCCAUCUUGUUCUUCCUUGUCUUGGCCAACUUCACCAUGGCAACCUUUAUGGAUGCAGGCGUUCUCCCCAUGGCUAAUGAGGACGAGGACAAGGACGAUGACCUCCGCGCUCCGCUCUACAAGAAUGUGGAUGUGAAGGGUGUCCAGGUCAGGCUGAAGUGGUGUGCCUCCUGCCACUUUUACAGACCUCCACGAUGCUCCCACUGCAGUGUCUGUGACCACUGUGUAGAGGACUUUGACCACCACUGUCCCUGGGUGAACAACUGUAUCGGGAGGCGGAACUACCGCUACUUCUUCCUGUUUCUGCUGUCACUCACGAUGCACAUGGUGGGCGUGUUCUCCGGUAGCCUACUCUACAUUCUACACCAUCAGGAAGACCUGUUGAAGCUGCACUGUACUGUCACCUUGGUGGUGAUGAGUGUAUCAGGCCUGUUCUUCAUUCCUGUCCUGGGCCUCACAGGGUUCCACCUCUAUCUGGUAUCUAGGGGCAGAACCACCAAUGAACAGGUUACUGGGAAGUUUCAAGGAGGGGUCAACCCUUUCACUCUAGGUUGCUGUGGCAACUUGGAGUAUCUCAUAUGUAGUCCCAUCUCUCCAAAGUAUACAGCGAGGCCCAUUAAGAAAUCAGCAGUUCGCAUCAUGCCUCCUUUCCUGAAACCAGAGACUGACAGACAGAUCCCAAUUAUUAGGGUCAGGGAUAACGGUGUCCAGCGUCAUGAUCUCCAAAGUAAACGCCUGUCUGCUGACGGUAUGGAUGAGCCAGAUAUUAAACGCCUGAACACCCCACCCCCACUGCACCCCAAACCAGACCCCAAACUGCUGAAGAGCCACCUAGCAGCCCUAGAGGUUCCAGAGAGUAGUCUUCAUCCCAAACCAUUGAGCCCUCCCCCUGGGCAGAUCCUGCAGCAGCUCAGGCCAGCACCGCAGUCCCCCACCAAGCCAACACCCCCCUUAUCUGUCCAACAGGUGGCACCAGAGCAACAGGGGGGCAGCAGUAGAGGUCAUUACUUGUCAUCAGAACCCAUCCUGGCCAGAGUGGACCAGCAGCUAGCCUUCCAGUCGGGUCCCAUGUCCUCUCCACACCAGCUCAACUCUCUCACCCUUAACUCCCACUUCCUCACCCAUAAACACGCCUAUAGACAUGGAAACAAGUUGCCGGCCUUGCACUCAGAGGGUCUGAUCUCCCAAAAGGUGUCUCCGGGCAGGUUCCCCCCUCACAACCCCCUGUCCAGCCGCAGCAGCUUCUCCUACAGCAACCUGGUGAACCCAGGUGACCCUAACUACCUGCCCCAGCGAGGGGGACCGCCACUUCACUACCACCCCCAAUUCUUGACCCUGGGCCUCGAUGGCAGUGUGCUGCAGGGGUCCCCUUCACAUUCCUACAGCCCCGUGUUCAUGGGGGUCAGCAGACAAUCUCCCCAGACAAGGGACACUUUACCCAGGGACCCCUCUCUACGGGACGUCACCCCUCAGGCCCUGAUGCACAGGGACCUCUCCCCACAGACCUUGAUCCAUCGGGAGGCCUCUCCGAUCCGCUACGAUAACCUCUCCAAGUCCAUCGUGGCCUCCAUUAAGGAGCGGCAGGAGAUGGAGGCGAAGGACAGGAUGCUGCGGAUGCAGGCCAGGUCCCAGGCCCUAUAUGGCUGCCCAGACAUGGGGGUCUACGACAUCCCCAGCAGACGCAGCCUCCCUGCAGACAGCAUGCGCCCCCCGGGUUCCCGCGCCCCCACCCCGCCCUCAUACGGCUCCAGGGAGUUCAUGAUGAGCACAGGUAUUUUGGGGUACGCAGGUACGAGGUCGCCCCUCUCCAGCGCCUCAUCAUCCUCUCUGACCCGAGCCCCCAGGACUUCCAGCUCCCCACUGCAGAGCAGUGGCCUACAGAGUAAGGGUCGUUCACCCUCCCCAUCUUACCUCCCCCCAGACAGGCAGGCCAAGCCCUCAUCCUCCUCCUCCACCCUUCCCCACACCCCCUCCUCUUCCUCUGCCCCAUGCGUCCCCCCAAAACGCCCCUCACUCAUAUGCGCCAUGGAGGGCAAGGACUCAGCACCCCUGGCUCUAUCCAAGUAGGAAACACUAAGUCUUCUUGAGGGUGUAUGCAGCCAGUCAGCCACACCACUCUGCAGUGUUAGCCUGUAUAUCCACAACUUCCCAGCACGGUGUAAGUGUGUCUGUGUGGGAGUCGAGAGGACAUCAAUAUGCAGUUAUGGGAAUAAUUUUGUACAGAUAUUUAUACUUGGUCCUCUUGCUAGACAAGGGUGUGUUUUGAAUAAAGACCGAGUGUUAAACCAACACCAUAUGCAGAUAUCUGAUUCUCAGGACAGUGGCCAAUUGGCAGACAGUUGUGCCUCCUCAUGUAGUCAAAGGAACCAAUAAGCUCAACUAGAACAGAGUUCAGAAUACUUAUCUUUGAUUGUUGAUAUACAGUACCAGUCAAAAGUUUGGACACACCUACUCAUUCAAGUGUUUUUCUUUAUUUUGACUAUU
This is a messenger RNA of Oncorhynchus kisutch (coho salmon), 3352 nucleotides long. Its product is annotated as probable palmitoyltransferase ZDHHC8. The transcript has 10 exons. Gene Ontology annotation, molecular function: palmitoyltransferase activity. Gene Ontology annotation, biological process: protein palmitoylation. NCBI's taxonomy places the organism in Eukaryota, Metazoa, Chordata, Actinopteri, Salmoniformes, Salmonidae. The record is from RefSeq and is a predicted model, not a curated record. The coding region runs from base 716 to 2935 and encodes 739 amino acids.